CCUGGAGGUCACGUAAGGACACUGCGCAGUGCGGGCAUGGUUUCAUUCGGGCUGUGGCAGUGGUGCUAGUCGGACGUGUGCGCUCUGCGGAAGGUGUUGGAAGGACGACUGCUCUCAAGGACUUCUUGCUUCUUUUCCCACUUAUUUCCGACGGUCAUGAUGAAGAUGUGGGUGGCGGUGGUUGGUGUUCUGGCACUGACAUCCAGAUCACUCUCGAUAAACGUGGUACCUGGCGUGAGGAGUAUGCCUGCGGGAAGGGAUACAGGAGAGGAGAGGAUAUACUUCCCCACGGACGACUUCACGGACAACUUCACGGAUACGCUAGACCUGGACGGGCUCGACAGAGACACUCUGAAACGCCUCAACAUCAUCGAAAACAUCUCCGACUUCGCUCAGAUGUUUAACCUGUCACUGCCGGAGAACGACUCCCCCAACACUACGGUGGUGACCAGGUUCGGCGACGUUGGCGAUGAACCAGCAGAACUGGCCACCAUGGCUAACUGCAAGCCAGAGCUCCGCACGGUGGAGCUCGACCUGCCCCACGACUCCCACACCACCUUCUACCCGACCUGCAUCCGGGUCGAACAGUGCGGCGGCUGCUGCUUCGGGCCGCUGCUCACCUGCAGGCCCACCGUCACCAAGGCGUUCAAAGUCAAGGUGCUGAAGACGUCGACCUCGAGCGGCUCCUCCCGCCGCGCCCGCCCGGACCGCCGCCACCGCCGCGAGAACACCGUCAGUUACCACACGGUGUCGGUGUUCAAGCACACAGCCUGCGAAUGCGGGUGCAAGGUGCAGGCCAGCGACUGCAACACCACCAUCCACACCUACCACGAGGGCGAGUGUGCCUGCGUGUGCAAGGACAGAGACGAGAAAAGCAAAUGCGAGGAGCAGAAUAGCACGAAAUACUGGUCGGACGAGAGUUGCUCCUGUUACUGCCGCAAACCGCUGUCUUGUGGCUCGGGAGAAUACUUCUCCCAAGUCUCCUGCAGGUGCGAGCAUCUGGCCGUGCGGAGUGGCAUCAUCUUCAGCGACCUAGAAGGUAGCGCAACGUAACUCUCUUCCUGUCACUGCAUGUCUUCUGAGUCCAGCUCGAACGCGACGAGCCUUUUACAGUGCGUGCUACAAGGCUGCCGUUUGCUGCAUGACCUUUUCUCUUUUUAUAUAUUAAUUCAUCCAUUUUUUCGCCAACAGUCUGGAUGAUGAUUUGAUCUCUAAAGACAAUAAUAUAUAAUUACUGUUAAUGCACCAAAAUUUCUUAGCAACGAAACAUCUUAAUAAGUUAGAAAUUAUAACAUCCUUAAAUAAAUAUAAAAUGAAUGCAAAU
Molecule: messenger RNA, 1324 nt
Organism: Penaeus indicus
Lineage: Eukaryota; Metazoa; Arthropoda; Malacostraca; Decapoda; Penaeidae
Product: vascular endothelial growth factor A-A-like
Exons: 7
Coding region: 157-1053 (298 amino acids)
Biological process (GO): positive regulation of protein autophosphorylation; positive regulation of cell population proliferation
Cellular component (GO): membrane
Molecular function (GO): growth factor activity; growth factor receptor binding
Source: RefSeq, a predicted model, not a curated record